Molecule: messenger RNA, 2496 nt
Organism: Theobroma umbraticum
Lineage: Eukaryota; Viridiplantae; Streptophyta; Magnoliopsida; Malvales; Malvaceae
Product: ERD (early-responsive to dehydration stress) family protein
Cellular component (GO): plasma membrane
Molecular function (GO): calcium-activated cation channel activity
Source: RefSeq, a predicted model, not a curated record
GGAAGAGGAAAACCCCACCUAAUUUCACCUCCGUCUACGAAGACGAUCAAAUCCAAUUUCGUUCAUUGCUGAGUUUCCUCGAUUCAGUUUUCCGUAUAAGGUUCCAUUCAAAAAAGCCACGCCAUUGUCAGGGAAUAAGGAAGGAAAUGGCGACUCUUCAAGACAUUACUGUCUCAGCUGCUAUUAAUCUUCUCUCUGCAUUUGCAUUCCUAGUGGCUUUUGCGAUAUUGAGGCUUCAACCGAUUAAUGAUAGGGUUUUCUUCCCGAAAUGGUACCGUAAAGGGAUAAGAAGCAGCCCUACACGAUCUGGAGCAUUUGUAAGCAAAUUUUUCAACUUAGAUUGGAGGACAUACAUAAAGUUCUUGAAUUGGAUGCCUGCAGCUUUGAGAAUGCCGGAACCUGAGCUCAUUGAUCAUGCUGGACUUGACUCUGUUGUCUAUAUCCGAAUUUACCUUCUUGGCUUGAAAAUAACUGUCCCCUUAGCAGUACUGGCUUUCUCGGUUUUGGUCCCUGUCAAUUGGACGGGGGGGACAUUGGAGCAUAUUAGGAAUUUAACGUUCAGCGAUAUUGACAAGCUCUCAAUAUCAAAUAUUCCAGAUGGAUCAAAAAGGUUGUGGGCACAUAUCACUAUGUCAUAUGUGUUCACCCCUUGGACGUUUUAUGUGCUAUAUACCGAAUACAAAGCUGUAGCUGCUAUGAGGUUGCGAUUUCUAGCAUCUGAAAAUCGUCGUCCUGAUCAAUUCACAGUUCUUGUAAGAAAUGUUCCUCCUGAUCCUGAUGAAUCAGUUAGUGAGCAUGUCGAACAUUUUUUUUGCGUAAAUCACCCUGAUCAUUAUCUUACUCAUCAGGUUGUGUAUAAUGCCAAUAAGCUUGCAACAUUGGUUGCAAAGAAGACGAGUUUACAAAAUUGGUAUACUUACUACCAUAAUAAGUAUGAGAGAACUUCAAAGAGGCCGACCAAAAAGACAGGUUUCUGCGGUCUUUUGGGCUCUAAAGUCGAUGCAAUCGAUUAUUACUCCUCUGAGAUUCAGAAGCUGAGUGAAGCAGAAGCUGCAGAAAGAGAAAAAGUGAUAAAUGAUCCCAAGGCCAUAGUUCCAGCAGCAUUUGUUUCAUUCAAAUCCCGUUGGGCGGCAGCUGUCUGUGCUCAAACUCAGCUAUGCCGUAAUCCUACAAUUUGGUUGACAGAAUGGGCCCCUGAGCCACGUGAUGUUUAUUGGAAUAAUCUUGCUAUACCAUAUUUUGAACUCUCCGUUCGAAGGUUGCUAAUGGCUGUUGCACUAUUUUUUCUUAUUUUCUUCUCUAUGAUUCCUAUAGCUUUCGUUCAAUCUCUAGCCAACAUUGAGGGGAUUGAGAAGGUGUUGCCUUUCUUGAAGCCAAUAAUAGAAGUGAAGUCUUUCAAGUCCGUCAUCCAAGGCUUUCUCCCUGGAAUUGUACUGAAGAUAUUUCUUAUUAUUCUUCCAAUAAUUCUUAUGACAAUGUCCAAAGUAGAAGGAUUUUCAUCACUCUCAUCUUUGGAUAGAAGAUCCGCUGGGAAAUAUCACCUGUUCAUUCUCGUUAACGUAUUUCUCGGAAGCAUUAUCACUGGAACAGCAUUUCAGCAGCUUAAAAGUUUCCUUGACCAGCCUCCAACAGAGAUUCCAAAAACCAUUGGUGUAUCCAUCCCAAUGAAAGCCACUUUUUUCAUUACUUACGUAAUGGUAGAUGGAUGGGCGGGGAUUGCUGCAGAAAUCCUCAGAUUAGUACCAUUAGUCAUUUUCCACCUUAAAAAUACGUUUUUAGUUAAAACAGAACAAGAUAGGGAGCAAGCAAUGGAUCCUGGUUGCUUGGACUUUGCAACAUCUGAACCAAGGAUACAAUUUUAUAUCUUGCUUGGACUUGUUUACUCUGCUAUCACCCCUGUACUUCUUCCUUUCAUCAUCAUCUUCUUUGCUUUCGCCUAUUUGGUAUUCCGUCAUCAGGUUAUCAACGUGUAUGAUCAAAGAUAUGAGAGUGGAGCCUCAUUUUGGCCAGAUGUGCAUCGGCGUCUGAUUAUUGGUUUAAUAAUAUCUCAACUUCUUCUAAUGGGAUUGCUGAGCACAAAGAAGAUCGAUAAAUCAACAAUUGCACUCCUUCCACUUCCUAUUUUGACCAUCUGGUUUCACAGAUACUGCAAGGGCCGUUUCGAAUCUGCAUUUGUAAAAUUCCCAUUACAGGAUGCGAUGAUCAAAGACACCCUUGAGCAUGCAACGGAGCCAAACCUGAACUUGAAAACCUACCUUAAGGAUGCUUAUAUACAUCCAGUUUUCAAGGGCACCGACUUUGAUAGGCCACAGUUAAUUUGUGAGGAAGAGGACAACCCGCUUGUUCCAACAAAGAGGACCAGCAAACAGAACUCCGAAGCCGGUUCUACUUCUGGUAGUUAAGAGAAAAUAUUAGGAAACAUCAUCAUUGUUCAUUAUCAGCAUUUGGUCAUUGUCUUCUUCUUCUUGUACAUACAACCAGAUUUUCCUAUUGCAU